Molecule: messenger RNA, 1838 nt
Organism: Eriocheir sinensis (Chinese mitten crab)
Lineage: Eukaryota; Metazoa; Arthropoda; Malacostraca; Decapoda; Varunidae
Product: ATP-binding cassette sub-family C member 4-like
Exons: 14
Coding region: 135-1838 (567 amino acids)
Biological process (GO): transmembrane transport
Cellular component (GO): membrane
Molecular function (GO): ATP binding; ATP hydrolysis activity; ABC-type transporter activity
Source: RefSeq, a predicted model, not a curated record
AGUGGGAGAAUGAACUUCUACAGAGCAAGAAACACCAAAAAAAGGCCAGAUUUGGCAAUGCACUCCUCAGAUGCUUCAAACCUCUUAUCAUCUGGAUUAAUCUGUUGACAUUCCUCGUGGAAAUCGUUCUUACGAUGAUGCAGCCAUAUCUACUUCUAUGGUUUAUUCGGUAUUUUUCUGGAGAAGAGGGCUACAGUGAAACAUUUGGCUGGCUUUGUGCUUGUGGAAUAGGGGCCAUUUCCUUUAUGAAAGUAACCCUAUUGAACUUGAAGAACUGGAUGGAAGACCAGUUGGCCAUGAAAAUGAAAAUAGCAUCUUGUGCACUCGUAUAUAGAAAGGUUUUGCGAAUACAGUCAGCAGAAUCAAGCAGUCAUACUUCACUUGGCCAGCUUGUGAACAUACUUUCCAACGAUGUCUCUCGCUUUCAAAAUGCAACCCCAUUUUUCUGUUACGUCUGGGCCUCUCCCCUUCAGCUGAUUGUGGCAAUUGGAAUACUGUGGUCUGAAAUUGGACCCUCCUGUUUGGUCGCCUUGUUGCUUUUUGUUACGGUUCUCCCAUUUCAGGGUUUUAGUGGUCAUAUGCUUGCCAAGUUUAGACAUGCAUUCAGCAUUUGCAGCGACAAGCGUAUUCACCUCAUUCAUGAAGUAAUUACUUCAAUUAGAGCCAUCAAGAUGUACACCUGGGAGAAGCUCUUCAUUGCUGUUUUGAAAAUAGCAAGAAAAAAUGAAUUAGCUUCGUUAAGAAGGUUAUGCAUUGUACGAUCUGCAAACAAUGCAUUCUCAAACUGUACGGCGAAGGGAAUACUGUUUUUGUGUCUAAUGACAUAUGUGUACACUGGCCACCUGCUCCAAGCAGACAAGGUAUAUAUAACAGUAACCAUAGUGAACAGUCUACGUACAUCAAUUACCGUAUACUUCGUACUCGCAGUGUUUGGGAUUUCAGACGUCUUAGUAUCCUGCCAGAGAUUGCAAAGUAUAUUGGAGAUCGAGGAGAGAGAUGAAAAGGGAGUUACACUGACCAGCAAUAUAAACCCUCGACCAAUACCCAAGGCCUGUAGUUUGUUGGUGCAUGAAGUGGCCGCCAGAUGGAGCACCACGACCACGAAGAAUGUACUAAGUUUUGUAUCUUGUUCGGUCAGCGCUGGGGAACUUCUUGCCAUCAUUGGCCCUGUUGGUUCGGGAAAGGGAUCCCUUCUGCAUGCCAUCAUGAGAGAACUUCCUUUGUUGUCUGGGAAGGUGUUUGUUCAAGGCAAGUUAGCCUAUGCAGCUCAGAACCCAUGGGUUUUCUCAAGCACUGUGCGAGAGAAUAUUCUGUUUGGCAAGCCAUUCAAUGCAAGCAAGUUCACCGAGGUUGUUAAAGUGUGUGCCUUGGAUUGCGACUUGAAGCUGUUCCCCAAAGGAGACCUAACCAUGGUGGGGGAGAAUGGUUCAGCCCUCAGUGGUGGCCAGAAGGCUCGCAUCAACUUGGCCAGAGCAAUAUACUCUGAUGCAGACAUCUACCUCUUGGACGACCCCUUAAGUGCCGUUGAUGCUCAUGUGGGCCGUUACAUUUUUGACAACUGCAUCAUGAAGUACCUAAAACAUAAAGUGAGGGUCCUUGUCACACACCAGGAGCAGUAUAUCAAGGCAGCCUCAAGUAUCCUUGUCCUGAAAGAGGGCCAUGUGGAAUUCUAUGGAUCAUAUCAAGAGCUGAUGAAUAAAAGCUUUGAAAUUGACUCCUUGGUGCAGAAGAAUGACAUUCUAGCAUCCAAACAGGGAGUUGCAAAAUCCAAACAAGAUGAAAAGUUUAUUCAUUUGGACAGAGAAGGUAUGAUAUGUGCAGUGUAUCUUGUAUCAUAA